UCACGACUUCUGGACAUGCUUCCUCUGGAUGGCUGGCCGGCGCUGCUUCGACCGUGCUCUACAUGGUGGUAUGUGGUGGCCUUGGCUGGAUGGGAUCAACCAAACGUUAUGCUUGUGGUGGUUUGGUGGCUCUUCAUGCUCUUGGUGUGGCUCUUCAUGCUCUUGGUGGUUGGUGGCUCUCAAAUGCUUUUGGUGGUUGGUGGCUCUCUUCAUGCUCUUGUUGCCUGCUCUUGGUGGUUGGUGGAAUAUGGUUGGGGUGUGCCAGGUCCGUUCUACUCCAUGCACUUGUGGUGGCUCGUCUACAUGCUCAUUCUCGUCUACAUGGUCUUCCUCAUCAAUCCUUGGCCCGGUAAAUCUUCAAAUUUUUUAAAUAAAA
This is a messenger RNA of Meloidogyne enterolobii, 376 nucleotides long. Lineage: Eukaryota; Metazoa; Nematoda; Chromadorea; Rhabditida; Meloidogynidae. The record is from the annotation of a GenBank genome assembly.